This is a messenger RNA of Dacryopinax primogenitus, 1179 nucleotides long. RefSeq names its product WSC-domain-containing protein. Gene Ontology annotation, cellular component: plasma membrane. The transcript has 5 exons. The coding region runs from base 274 to 1179 and encodes 301 amino acids. Lineage: Eukaryota; Fungi; Basidiomycota; Dacrymycetes; Dacrymycetales; Dacrymycetaceae. The record is from RefSeq and is a predicted model, not a curated record.
GGAAGGGUUCUUGUUAUGACACGCCAAAAGCAUACCUGUGUGUCUCUAGGAUGACACACCCGGGCGAGCCUGCCGGAACACUUCGAUAUGUUCACUCAGACCUGAGUCUUGUCUUCUCCAAAAAGGGGUUGUUGCUCGAAGACUCAGUGUACGCUUAAGUGAACUGGACUUGUGUGGACUCCCUCCUCUUCCGCUGCACAACAUAAUACCACCACAGCAACAACACCACAGCACAACACAUCCGCUCAUUUGACGAAUACAAUUACACGCAACAUGCGCGGCCUAUUGAUUCUCCCCCUCGCACUAGGCGCAUACAGCCUUCCUCCACCCUCUCCAACCCCUCCGCCGCUGAUCCUUAUCACCCCCUUCCAAGCCUCCACGCCCAGCUGGACCUCCCUCGGCUGCCGUGUCGACUCCCCAUCACGCGCACUGACGGGUGCCUCCCAGAUUGGAGGUUCUAUUUCCGUGGAGAGCUGUGAGACGUUUUGCGCACAGGGGGGAUACGUGUAUGCGGGUGUCGAGUAUGGGGACGAGUGCUAUUGUGGUAACGAGUUGGAUAACGGGGCUGGAGGACAGGCGGCGGACAGCGACUGUAACAUGCCCUGCUCGGGAAACAGCGGAGAAACCUGUGGUGGAAGCUAUCGUCUCAACCUCUACAGCCGGACCGGGACGCCCACUUCCCCCACAGGCUGGACAAACCUCGGCUGCCGUGUUGAUUCCCCUUCACGCGCGCUGACCGGCACCUCCCAGAUCGGAGGCUCGAAUUCGGUGGAGAGCUGUGAGACGUUCUGCGCACAGGGGGGAUACGUGUAUGCCGGUGUCGAGUAUGGGGAUGAGUGUUAUUGCGGUAAUGAGUUGGAUAACGGUGCUGGAGGACAGACGGCGGAGAGCGACUGUAACAUGCCCUGCUCAGGAAACAACGGAGAAACCUGUGGUGGAAGCUAUCGUCUUAAUCUCUACAGCCGGACCGGAACGCCCACGUCUACUACCUCCCCCACAGCAACAGGCUGGACAAACCUUGGCUGCCGGGUCGAUUCGAGCGCACGCGCACUGACGGGACCUAUGCAGGAUGUAAACACGAACAGUGUCGAGAGCUGCGAGCGGUUCUGUCUUUCGCAGGGGUAUGUCUAUGCGGGUGUUGAGGUGAGUUUUAACACAUCAAUUGGGGAGUCAGGCUGA